Messenger RNA from Myxocyprinus asiaticus (Chinese sucker), 6034 nucleotides. Its product is annotated as pyruvate carboxylase, mitochondrial. Bases 342 to 3887 code for a protein of 1181 amino acids. The transcript has 21 exons. Gene Ontology annotation, biological process: gluconeogenesis; pyruvate metabolic process. NCBI's taxonomy places the organism in Eukaryota, Metazoa, Chordata, Actinopteri, Cypriniformes, Catostomidae. The record is from RefSeq and is a predicted model, not a curated record. Gene Ontology annotation, cellular component: cytoplasm. Gene Ontology annotation, molecular function: metal ion binding; ATP binding; pyruvate carboxylase activity.
GCAAAUACUUAAGAGAGAAGUAAUUUAGGGUAGGGCAAGUCAGCUCAGAUUUUUUUCAAUAAUUUAAAUUCCUCUGCGGGUACACGCUGGAAGCACUUUGGCUCACGGUUUAACGAGUUCACGUCCUCGAGAGAUCUGGACUUAUCGGCAGAGAUAAAACGCACUAUCUGUAAAUGUAAAUAGGCGAAUACGAGUCAGGUGCGUCUUAUUACUUCACUACGUAUCUACGCUCGCGACGUACUUUUGACAUUCAUAGAACGUUACGCACUUAACGUCGAACGUUUUUUAGAGGUACAGGAUUGGACGCCAGACCAUAUCUGUUGUGAGACCAGAAUAAGAAGAUGCUGCUUCAGGUGGGUGGAAAGCGUACUGCCAUUGGUCUGUUGGCCAUCAGGAGGGCGUGGUGUGUGACCCGCUCUGCCUACACUGCACCACAGACAGUGGAGUACAAGCCCAUCAAAAAAGUCAUGGUAGCCAACAGAGGAGAGAUUGCCAUUCGGGUGUUUCGGGCAUGCACAGAGCUGGGAAUUCGCACAGUGGCUGUCUACUCUGAGCAGGACACGGGCCAGAUGCACAGACAAAAGGCAGAUGAAGCUUACCUCAUAGGAAAGGGGCUGCCACCUGUAGCAGCCUACCUGCACAUACCAGACAUCAUCAAAGUGGCCAAGGAGAAUAACGUGGAUGCCAUCCACCCAGGCUAUGGCUUCCUUUCAGAAAGAGCAGAUUUUGCCCAGGCUUGUGUUGAUGCCGGGGUACGUUUUAUUGGCCCCACCCCGGAGGUGGUGCGCAAGAUGGGGGACAAAGUUGAGGCCCGUGCCAUUGCCACGAGUGCAGGUGUUCCAGUUGUACCUGGAACAGAUGCUCCCAUCUCGUCUUUGCAGCAAGCUCAAGAGUUCUCCAACACCUAUGGUUUCCCAAUCAUAUUCAAGGCGGCAUAUGGGGGAGGAGGCCGUGGAAUGCGGGUGGUUAAGGAGUAUGAGGAACUGGAAGAGAACUAUCAGCGAGCAUACUCCGAGGCCCUAGCUGCCUUUGGCAAUGGAGCUCUGUUUGUGGAGAAGUUCAUUGAAAAACCCAGACAUAUCGAGGUGCAGAUCUUGGGCGAUAAAUACGGCAAUGUCAUUCACCUGUACGAGAGGGACUGCUCCAUACAGAGGAGACACCAGAAGGUGGUGGAGAUCGCCCCGGCCUCACAACUCGACCAACAUCUUAGAGACAGACUGACUGCUGACUCUGUUAACCUUGCCCGACAGGUGGGUUAUGAGAACGCUGGCACUGUUGAGUUCCUGGUGGAUAAACAUGGUAAACAUUACUUCAUUGAGGUCAACUCCCGUCUGCAGGUGGAGCACACUGUAACAGAGGAGAUCACAGAUGUGGAUCUGGUACACGCUCAGCUGCGAGUGUGUGAAGGUCGUAGUCUGCCCGAGCUGGGCCUGAGACAGGACAAGAUACGGAUCAAUGGCUACGCCAUCCAGUGCCGUGUGACCACUGAGGACCCAGCACGUGGCUUCCAGCCUGACACAGGAAGACUCGAGGUAUUCCGCAGUGGAGAAGGCAUGGGCAUAAGGCUGGACAGUGCCUCUGCCUUCCAGGGUGCUAUCAUCUCCCCUCAUUACGACUCACUCCUGGUUAAAGUCAUCGCCAGUGGAAAGGACCUGCCAGCUGCCUCUGCCAAAAUGAGCCGAGCAUUAGCCGAGUUCCGCGUCCGUGGAGUUAAGACAAACAUCCCCUUCCUCCAGAAUGUUUUGAGUAAUAAUCAGUUCCUGAAUGGGACAGUAGACACUCAGUUCAUUGACGAGAAUCCAGAUCUCUUCAAUCUCAAACCGGUGCAGAACAGAGCCCAGAAACUGCUUCACUACCUGGGGCAUGUUAUGGUGAACGGCCCAACUACUCCGAUACCUGUCAAGGCUAAGCCUUCCUCCAUCGAUCCGGUCAUCCCACCAGUUCCUCUCGGUGAGCCACCAGUGGGUUUCAGAGAUGUGUUACUUAGAGAGGGUCCAGAUGGUUUUGCAAAGGCGGUGCGUGCCCACCAGGGUCUGCUGCUUAUGGACACCACAUUCAGAGAUGCCCACCAGUCCCUCUUGGCCACGCGCGUACGCACUCACGACCUCAAGCGCAUUGCGCCGUUUGUGGCUCACAGCUUCAGCAAUCUCUUCAGCGUGGAAAACUGGGGAGGCGCUACAUUUGAUGUGGCAAUGCGUUUCCUAUGUGAGUGCCCUUGGAAGAGGCUGCAGGAGUUGAGGGCUCUGAUGCCAAACAUACCUUUCCAGAUGCUUCUGAGAGGUGCCAACGCUGUUGGAUACACCAACUACCCUGACAAUGCAGUCUACAAGUUCUGUGAGGUGGCUAAAGAAAACGGUAUGGACAUCUUCCGUGUUUUUGACUCAUUGAACUACGUUCCUAACAUGCUCUUGGGGAUGGAGGCGGCAGGAGCAGCCGGUGGAGUGGUGGAAGCGGCCAUCUCAUACACUGGAGACGUCUCUGACCCCACAAGACAAAAAUACUCCUUAGACUAUUAUCUUAAACUAGCAGAUGAGCUGGUUAAGGCUGGAACACACAUUCUUUGUAUCAAGGACAUGGCGGGUCUGCUGAAGCCUGACUCCGGCCGUUUGCUGGUCAGUGCGUUGAGAGACCGCUUCCCUGACAUGCCGAUCCAUGUGCACACUCAUGACACCGCAGGGGCCGGAGUGGCCGCCAUGCUGGCGUGCGCAGAGGCCGGAGCUGACAUUGUGGAUGUGGCAGUUGACUCCAUGGCGGGAAUGACGUCCCAACCCAGCAUGGGUGCCAUUGUGGCAUGUGCCAAAGGCACCAAACUUAAUACUGGCAUCUCUCUUGAGAAGGUUUUUGACUACAGUGAGUAUUGGGAGGUGACCCGAGGCCUUUAUGCACCGUUUGACUGCACAGCCACCAUGAAGUCUGGGAAUGCGGAUGUUUAUGAGAACGAGAUCCCGGGAGGCCAGUACACCAACCUUCACUUCCAAGCUCACAGUAUGGGGCUGGGAAAUAAGUUUAAGGAGGUGAAGAAAGCCUACGCAGAAGCCAACAAGCUGCUUGGUGACCUCAUCAAAGUUACACCCUCCUCUAAGAUUGUGGGCGAUCUGGCACAGUUCAUGGUGCAGAACUCUCUGAGUCGGGCAGAGGUGGAGGAGAGAGCAGAUGAGCUCUCUUUCCCCCUCUCUGUGGUUGAGUUCCUUCAAGGGCACAUCGGCAUCCCCCAUGGAGGCUUCCCGGAACCUUUCAGGUCAAAGGUUUUGAAGUCUCUUCCUCGUGUGGAGGGACGUCCUGGAGCCUCCCUUCCCUCGCUUGAUUUCCAGGCCUUGGAGAAGCAACUACGAGAGUCACACGGUGAUGAAAUCACCCCAGAGGAUGUGAUGUCAGCAGCCAUGUACCCUAAAGUGUUCCAGGAGUUCAAAGAUUUCACUAAAUCCUUUGGGCCGGUGGACUGUCUCAACACCAGACUUUUCCUGGAUGGACCCAAGAUUGCUGAAGAAUUUGAGGUGGAGUUGGAGAGAGGUAAGAUACUCCACAUCAAGGCUCUGGCUCUUGGAGACCUAAAUAAAGCCGGCCAGAGAGAGGUGUUCUUCGAACUCAACGGUCAGCUGAGAUCUGUCCUUGUCAAGGACACUGUGGCCAUGAAGGAGAUGCAUUUUCACCCUAAAGCCCUGAAGGAUGUUCGUGGGCAAAUUGGAGCUCCUAUGCCUGGUAAAGUGGUGGAGGUUAAGGUGAAAAAGGGCCAGCAGGUAGAGAAAGGACAGCCACUCUGUGUCCUCAGCGCCAUGAAGAUGGAAACGGUGGUUAACUCUCCACUCUCUGGCACCAUAGCCAAGGUGUACGUGACUGCCGACAGCACCCUGGAAGGAGAUGAUCUUAUUCUGGAGAUCAAUGAGUAGAUAUCUUGAAGGCCAAAAGUGGGAAGAAUGACACAUCACCGCUGCCAAUCCCUACAGGCUAAACACACACACACACACACAUAACUAACACCGUUAUAUAAGGAGACAGACACCUUUUCAAUGGAAGCGCACAUUACGAAUUGGCUUAUUUUUAGACAAUCAGUCUAUUUCUGAAAAUGUGUUUUCACACUUUAAUUUGCUGACUUUAGUGUCAUAUGCGCUUAUUUGUUAGUGUGUAUCAAUGUUUAAUUAGUAUUAAUAAAUGUAGUAUACAACUGAAAGAGUCACACUGAAAAUAGAACAAGCAAUAAAGUAAUGACAGAAUGAGUCUAAAUUAGAUGUAUUCCUAGUCAUGUUAAAUCUUGCAUUCAGUAUGUUUGGUCAUAAUUGUUUACAUAAACUCAAAGCACUACAAUUUAGUUUAACUUAAAUUAAAACGUAUCAGAUUUAAUGCACAGUGCCUCCUUUACUAGAACACCAAUUGCAGACAGAUAUUCCUUUGAAUCUUAACGCAGAGUAGCUUAAUUGAAUUACAGACCAAAAUUGUAUUUUUUAAGACAAGUUGCAUUGUCAUACAGAUAUACCCAGUGUUUUGACCAAUGGACUUGUUUACUUUGUUGGGGUGAAAAAUUUGAUUUAGUCUCCCGAGUCGUAGACUGGAGUGCGUCUCAUGCUAAGGUGGAGUUGUUACCCAGGUGAUUCGGGCUGAAGUGAGCUCCAUAGACGCCAAUGAGGAUCGAUGACUCUAUAUUCAAGAGCACUUAUAAACUCCAUGACGGCUUCAGGGCACAUUCACUUGGAAUUUUCCCAGGGCUCAUCUCAUGCUCGUCGUUUCAAUUCCUCCAUUAAUGUACAUUGAAUUAAUUGUCCUGUUACAUUCCCCCAAGCAACAGAUGCCUCUUGGCUGCUAUAGUGGCACAAAUCCCUGUAUUCUCCAGCUUUCUAUUUUUCGCCUUGUUUAACACAUCACUGACCGCAGGGAUGUUUCGUUUGACAUGAUAUCAUUUGUAAUUGAUAAUGAGAGGUUUGACUCAACAGCCUAAGUAAUUGAAAGCACUCAGCCUGAAAUCUACAAGAUGUUGUUGUGACAAAAGAAGUCCAUUGGGUAACUUCUCGACAUUGAGUAGACCAAUUCUUCACUAAGGACCAAUAGCCUAAAAUUUGGAUAUUCACUCAUCAUUUAUUAUAACAUCCCCAUUGGGAGAGUAAAUCUAUGUAUAUGAUUAUACAUGAACACAUGCCCAUAAAUGUGAUGUUUUCCCUUCAACUGGAAACUGACAUGGAGCUAAAGGUGUUAAGAAAAAGCUUCUCAACCUCUUAUUACCUGUGAAUGGAUCUAGUAAACACAGUCCAUAUCAUAUUCACCACCAUCAUUUUCAAGUUUGUUCCUCUGUGUUUGAUGACACCUGACAGCAAAUACAUCCUGUUUACAUGAGUAGCAAGUACAGCGCCAAAACUUAAUCACGACAGGCACAAAACAAAGGGAUUUGUAGGGAGGGGAAGUAUUUUGUUUGUUUUGUUUUGACUUUAUAUGCUUCCAAUAUCUGUAUGGGUCACUAGCGGGGGAGUCUGAAAAGCUCUGGAGAACCCAUCAAUGAUAUCAGCUGUGACAGCGCAAUCAGUCCUUUUGGCUUGUCCAGGCUGAGUUUUUGAGCCGAGAAGUGGUUCAAGCCUGGUUUUGUUAAUGCAGCCAAUACAACAAUGCAGUGUUUUAUCAAAGUUGUUGUUAAAUGGGUCAUCCAUGGUCUUAAUAUAGCAUUGAGCAUUGUAUGUAGCUGAUGCACAGGUACUUGUCUGUAGAUUUUGCUUUUUUUUUCUUUGGCACAAUGUUAAUUCAAACUGUUGAAAUUUACAGGGUAAAAUAGUUCUGCUUUGAUAGAUUAAAUAAAGAUAUUUGAAAUUGGGAAUGUUUUGAGGAGAACUGGAACUAAUCUGUAUGACAUGUUGGAUAUGAUGCCUUUUAAUAGCAUUUGUUAUCGUUCCAUUUGAAUGUGUUUUUUCUGUGAAGUUCAUCUCUUUCCAUCUGCUUUGAUAAUGAGAAUUAUAACAUAUGCAAAUACUAAUUCACCAUAACCUCAUGUUCUUUUAUCAUAGAAAAAUGUUGGGGUGGGGGAUGAAUAUAUAUAAAUAAAAGGAGCAUAACAGAC